Molecule: messenger RNA, 2905 nt
Organism: Dryobates pubescens (Downy woodpecker)
Lineage: Eukaryota; Metazoa; Chordata; Aves; Piciformes; Picidae
Gene: BUD23
Product: BUD23 rRNA methyltransferase and ribosome maturation factor
Exons: 12
Coding region: 88-933 (281 amino acids)
Biological process (GO): rRNA (guanine-N7)-methylation
Cellular component (GO): nucleolus
Molecular function (GO): rRNA (guanine) methyltransferase activity
Source: RefSeq, a predicted model, not a curated record
UGGCACCGCCUCAGCGCGCGGCCGCCGCCAUCCUCGGGCGCGCCCGGCUCGGGCCAGCGGCGCCGCGCGCUGACGUCACGCGGCGGCAUGGCGAGCAGCGGGCGGCGGCCUGAGCACCGCGGGCCCCCGGAGCUGUUCUACGAUGAGGCCGAGGCGCGGAAGUACACGCAGAACUCCCGGGUGGUGGAGAUCCAGUCGCAGAUGUCGGAGCGAGCUGUGGAGCUGCUGGGAUUGCCUGAGGACCGGCCCUGCCUCCUCCUGGAUGUGGGCUGUGGCUCUGGGCUGAGUGGGGAUUACAUCUCUGAAGAGGGUCACUACUGGAUUGGCAUGGACAUCAGCUCAGCCAUGCUGGAUGUGGCUGUGGAGAGGGAGGCGGAAGGAGACCUUCUCCUUGCAGAUGUGGGUCAUGGCAUUCCCUUCAGGCCUGGCACCUUUGAUGGCUGUAUCAGUAUUUCUGCAGUGCAGUGGCUUUGUAACGCUGACAAGAAAUCACACAGCCCACCAAAGCGCCUCUAUCGAUUCUUCUCAACUCUUUACACUGCCCUGGUCCGAGGAUCCCGAGCCGUCCUGCAGCUGUACCCUGAGAACUCAGAACAGCUGGAGCUCAUCACAGCCCAAGCCAUGAGAGCUGGCUUUACUGGGGGAAUGGUGGUAGAUUACCCCAACAGUGCCAAAGCCAAGAAGUUCUUCCUUUGUCUCUUUGUUGGGACAUCUGGCACGUUACCAAAGGGCCUUGGUACUGAGAGUGCUGCUGAAGAGAUGCACCAGGCAAAGUUCACCAAUGAGAGGGCGCGCUUCAGAACCGCCAAGGGCAAGUCUGUGAAGAAGAGCAGGGACUGGAUCCUGGAGAAGAAGGAGCGCAGGCGGCGACAGGGCAGGGAGGUGCGAGCAGACACCAAAUACACAGGCCGGAAGCGCCGCCCUCGCUUCUGAACUGCUCUGCACACUGCUGCCCAGCAAAGUGGUGUGGUGGUCCUUCCAGCAAGCCUCCUGUGGAUGGCACAGAUGGACACCUCAGGCCUGGGACUGGCCAGUGUGGUUCUGGAAGGUGUAAACUGGCUCAGCUGCUGCCCAACAACGAAGCUUCCAGCCCUGUUUUCCUGGUGAAGGUAGAGUGGCAGCCAGUGCACUGGCCACUUGGUGUCUGCAAUACCAUUACUUAUUUUCCUGUGACUGCUGUGAGCCACCUGGAGCUCCAGGUGAGCCAGAACAUUAUGUUCAACCUCCUCACUAAACAGUCAACGAGUCAGAAGCCUUGCUGUGUCCUGCCCUCAGCACAGCGGAGCACAGAGGUGGUAAUGUAGCACCUGGUUCCCUGCCAGCUUCCCCUCUGCCUGCAGGCAGGAGGCAGACAGCACAAAGGUGUGUGGCCCAGGAGGGCAGACCUGCCUGCUGGCAGAGGUGGUGGUAUUCCCUUGGUGGUUGCUCCGGUGAGUGCUGCACACCAGACCCACCCUGUAUAUGUUUACAGGGGGCUGGUGUUGUCUACACCCCAGCCCUGCUUCCCCAAGCGCCUCCUCCCUUCCCCUGAAACAGUCAGGUGCCAGCUAGAGCUUUACAGUUACAAAUGUUUAUUCUACAUAAAAAUUCCACAAAAUGGGAAGCUGUUUUGCACCCAAAGCUUUGGGAGAAGAAAGGGAGGCUAGCAGAGAGGGGGAGGAAAAAGGUGGAGGAGAAAAGUGGCAACAUACAGUGUCAUCCAGCCCAGUGAGACAGAGCAAGCCAGGGUCAAGAUCCACAUAGAAAACAAGGACACUUAGCUCACAGUACAGCAACAGUAACAACUCCACGGGGGGAGUGGGGAGGGGGCUGGGAAAGCCUUCAAGUACAUUAAUUACAAAAGAAACAAUCCCCAGUUCAAGUGCAAGCUGUGCGUGCCCCACACUGCUCCUGGAAUACUGCAUCGCCAGGCUCCUGGCGCUGGGAGGGCAGGUGGCACUUGGAACAGGGGUGGUGGAACCCAAGGGACAAAGCAGUCUGAGGGUGGCAGGGGACUGGGGAGAACUGGGGAUUGGGGGUGGGGAGGGAAGGGCUGGAAAGAAAAAAAGUGAGAUGUUCUUCCCAAAGCACAACCACAGGUUUGGUGAUUCGGUCUGUACAUGCAACGACAGAUAGGUACAAAGGAACUGCAGGGGCUUCCCAUAGUGCAGGGGGAAUUAUUGCACCAAAACACCCUCCCCUCGCUGCGAGGACAGUGUGAGCCUGCCUGUGGGGCAGCAGUGGCAGCCUGCUCCUCGGCCUCCCUCGUGUCACAGCCUGGCACCACCGCCGCCUGCAGGACCUCCGGCACAGUGCAGAGGGCAGAGUCAGCGACUGUGGCCCCGUCUGGCUGCUGCUGCUGGGGGGCUGCUGGCGCUGGUGGUACCAACCGAGGAGGAGCAAGCGCCACAGUCCCGCCAGUGCUGGUCUGGGCCUUGUGCCUUGCCAGGGGUGGGCCACAGCCCUGAUGGUGCGUGAGCUUGUGCCACAAACAAACCCAACAACAACAGAAAAGACAUCUUGUGGUAGCAGUGGGCAUGGCUGCAGGGUGGGAGCCUGAGAGGAGCCUUUGCUGCCUGCCAGCCCAGGAGCAGCCCUGCCAGCAGUGUUAUUGCUUCCCCGAGGAGGGGGCCUGGUCUUCUUGCUGGCUCAGCAGAGCAGAGCACAGACUGUGUGGCAGGGAGCUGCACAGGGGCAGGAGCAGUAGACACUUGCACCAUCACCUCCAGCUCCUUUUCCUGUUGCCAAAGACUCUCUACAUGCGUGCCUCCUGCCCUGGAGGGGGUGCUCCAGAGCCAGCCUGCUGUUUGCAGGGCUCCUGGUGCCCCAAGCCCUUUGCACAGACAGGCUGCAGCGCUGUGGCUCACAUCAAUCACGGGACUGUGAAACAAAGGGGCUCUGGUCGGCUGUUCCCAUGGCCACACCU